AGGCACACGCACGCACAAACACACGCACGCACACACACACACACACACGACAGGGCUAAAGUGGUACCCUUCAGACACAUUAGACAGAGGGAGGGUGGGGCACCAGUAAAGAUUUCUUAAUGGGCUCUGCUGUUCUCUCGUCCAUCUGCCUUGAUGAUAAACACAGCUAGUUGACUUUAGCCUGAUGCGCAUCACCGUUUUCUUUUUCUUUAUCCUUCAACAAACCUUUAAUUUUAUCGCUUUUUCACCAGGAACUGGAGAUCUACAGAGUGAGGAGCCAUCGGACUUUGUGAUCGAUCAUGGUUUGUUUUUUGAACAGUAUGGGAGAUUCAAUGAGCAUUUCCUUGUCAUAACAGGUCUUGUGUAGCUGUGGAGUAAAUAAUUUGGAUGUCUGGUCAGUGUCAGAGUGCAUGGAGAGCGCACUCUGUGGGACUAUUUGUACGUGAGUGACACUAACCAGCCGUUCACAGCCUUCACAGUAACCUCAGGAACAGUCGCGGUCCUGGAGGAGGAUGCCUUCCCUGCACCACGGAGCAAUCUUUAUCGGAGCCUUCCUCAUUGUGACCGGGGGCUCCACAGCCUUCCUGGCCUCUUACCAGAGUCGCCUUCAGGCUUUCUCCCUCUGCUGCGUGGUGCUGGGGGUGGUCAUGCUCAUCCUGGGGCUGUUCUGGGCCAUGAACAGCAAAAGUGCCGCAAACUACAACCAUCGGGAGUUUGACCCAGAGUGUCCACAUUAUCCAUACGACUACCCCAACUUCAGCAGCCAUGCCCUCUUCACACCCCCAGGGAGCCGCUUCCCAGAAUCCCAAUCGGUGUUUCUACCCAGGACAAUGGAACGCCACAGGCAAGCUGCUCAUGGUGAAGACUUCGACUACCCUCCCAUGGACCCUGGGGGUUUCAGUCCGUCGCCUCACCCUCCGAUGUGGCAGGAACCCCCGCCACCCUAUGAAGUUGCCAUCAAAACAACGUGCAGCACUACACAACUGCGGCGGGCAUACUCGGACACACACCUGGCGUCCGAGCCCCUGUUUGGACGAUCAAGAGAGAUCAGCUUUGAGGUGUGACGCUGGACAAUACGGACACCCAGGGGCGUAGCACAAAAUUCUGGGCCCUGUAGAAACCAUUCUCUAUUGGCCCCUCCCCGCAUCCACAUCUUUUCAUUCUAGCAUCUUUUUGGACGCUCUCCUCACAUGAGGGCCUUCGCUACUCAUAGUGCGUUCCAUUUAGGCUACCUCCGUACUUGGAUGUCGGAGCUGGGAAUGACGUCACACCCAAAUUGAAUGCAUUUCAUUUCCAUUUUGAGAUUUUUCAUUGUUAUCUCUAGCCAGGUUAGCCAUUGUUAGCAACACCAGUGGAUGACAACGCAUUACUAUGU
Etheostoma cragini (Arkansas darter) is the source of this 1375-nucleotide messenger RNA. RefSeq lists its product as uncharacterized. The transcript is spliced from 2 exons. NCBI's taxonomy places the organism in Eukaryota, Metazoa, Chordata, Actinopteri, Perciformes, Percidae. Bases 513 to 1064 code for a protein of 183 amino acids. The record is from RefSeq and is a predicted model, not a curated record.